Messenger RNA from Clunio marinus, 1948 nucleotides. NCBI's taxonomy places the organism in Eukaryota, Metazoa, Arthropoda, Insecta, Diptera, Chironomidae. The record is from the annotation of a GenBank genome assembly.
UACAUCUACUACAUUAAUUUUAGUCUUAAGAGAAAUGUUUUCGUAUGAUUUCCAUCAAAAAAAAAAUCUUUACACAAGCACAGAUCAAAUAAAUAUUUGUUGCAAUCAUUCAUAAAACAUUCUAAUUUUUUACGAAUAUCAUUCGUAUUUCUCUUAAUAAUUAAUGUUUACAUUUCUAACGUUAUGUUUUAUUUUUACAGAUGUGAAAGGAUUGCGUUUGAUUAACAAAGAAUAACAAGGAAAGUGGAUUAAACAAUUUGAAUCGAGAAAGAAAAAUAAAAGUUUUAUUGUCGAUCUGAGUAAGACAAAAUUGAAGUUAAAGUUUAUCGUGUAACAAGUGAAAAGGUUUCUACGGUGUCUGUUUAAAACUUCUAGAAAGUUAUGGAGCCAAUGAAUGGACAAACACUUCUCAAUGGCCAGGGACAUCUCAAAGGGUGUUAUAGUCAUGAGGAUAGAAAUAUGAAGAAUGGGAGCAGUGGAAGUAAUUCAAGUUCACCAUCGUCGAUGCCUCACACGCCAUAUGAGAAGAGCAAAAUGAUAGACAUAACACGUGACAAACCUAUUAAAAUUGCCGUACGUGUAGCCGUGCCCGUGCGUGACCAUCCUAAGUUUAAUUUCGUUGGGAAGUUGUUGGGACCGAAAGGUAAUUCAUUGAAACGACUACAAGAAGAAACAAUGUGCAAGAUGUCAGUAUUAGGACGAGGCUCAAUGCGAGAUAGGAAAAAGGAAGAAGAGCUUAGAUUGAGCGGUGAAUACAAAUAUUCACACUUAUCAGAAGACUUACAUGUUGAGAUACAAACUUUUGCGCCGCCUGCUGAAGCACACGCCCGGAUCGCCUAUGCAUUAGCCGAAGUUCGAAGAUUUUUAGUUCCAGAUCAUCAUGAUGAUAUCAGACAAGAGCAAAAAUGGGAAAUGCAAGCACUGAGUUCAACUCAAACCAGCAGCAAUGGAAGUCCAGAUGAUAUUAUUGAGCACAAUGGUGGGAGUGGAAUGUCAGAAUCAUCGUCGUCUGAAGCAGGAACAACAUCAGAACAAUCAAUGUGCAGUGGGUUAGUGGAAAAUAACACCGGCAAUAGUCAGCAGCACAUUAACAAUAACACAAUAGCGAAUAACAAUAAUAACUGUGAUACGAUAAAGAAUAACAAUCAAAAUGUCACAGCAGUAACGCCUCUGGAAAUGGUUAAUGAUGUGGAAGCUGUACCAGCCGUAGCGUUAAUCGAACAGCAAAACGCUCUUUUGCGAAGCGUUAAUAUCGCUGGUACUUUGGGUCGAAAACGACCGCUAUUGUGUACAAGAAACAUCAAUAAUCCAACGAAGAGAACGGUAAUGACACUUUUGGCUCGAGCAAAAACGGCUAAUGCUCUUCACGGUUUCCAUCCCAAUGGUCCAUCGAUUUGCGAUGGUCUACAAUUGCUUACAUCUCCUCUUAUCAUACCGCCGACGCUUGAACAUGUUUUACAGGCCGGCACAAUGCCAACGACCCUUCAAGCCCAAACCACCAAUCCACAAUCCAUCAAACAGGAGAAUUUGCUGCAAGGUGCAUAAAGAUUUUACUACUCCGAGCAUGACAUGAAAAAUCAACAGUGUGGAACAAGCAUGCAAACGAAUGCCAACAGAGUUCGUUUUUAGUUUUUAAUGUACGUAAAUGUAUAAGCUUCGCCAUGUAAAUAAAAUUUAUGAAGAAUCUUUACCUUAACGUAAAUUAAGUGUUACAAGCUAAUAGAAAAGAUGAUAAAAAUGAAAUAGAGAAAAUUUUAUGCUUUCAAGCAUUCAUUGCAACGAAUAUAUGUUCGCUCAUGUCUCUUUUUUUUUCGUUUCAAAACAAAUGUUUCGAAAAGAACCUCAAUACAUCAAAAAGAUAUUUUAUGGAUGAUGUGAUUGGAUUUCAAAGUUAAAUUGGAUUCCAUAAAAGGUUCUUUAAAUAACCACCUAUCCAGUGGUCAUGUGG